CACGCCUCUCUUUCUGUACACCGCCUCAGAAUGAAGAGUGAGAACUGCGGCCUCAGGCCUGUGGGAAGCUCUCUGGGACUCUGAAGCUGUGUGUGGAGCUCACCAUCACCGCUUGCAGCUGUGGGCGUCGUCUUGGAGACUCUGACUGGGCAGCGACCUGGCGCAGACGCAGACAGAAACGCAAACGGAGACGCAGACGCUGACUCAGACGCGGGGCUUAGCAGGGCACCAUGGCACAGAGCUCCGUGGUCCAGCCUUGUCUACCAAACAGGAGUGGGAGCUUCUUCAAGCUCAUCACCACCUUCGCCUCGGAGAUCGGGGAGCUGAAGCAGGAGAUGGUGCGGAAGGCCAUGCCAUUGGACAGAGACCCCGACAUGGUGGUCCUGCGGGGUCUGGAGGGGGAGGUGAGCAGGGUGUACCUGCAGCCAGCCCCCUGCCUCAGCACGGCCGGGGCCAGGGACUCGGGGUACGACUCUCUGCGCAGACGGAUGAGCGUGCUGGACAGGCUGGUGCAGACGCAUCCGGUGUGGCUGCUGCUCUCCCUGCCCGACGAGGAGGCCGUCCGUAUCCUGCUGCGGCAGCCGCCAGGGAUGUUCCUGGUGAGAAAAUCGUCUAAACUGCAGAAGAAGGUGAUUUCCCUGCGCCUCGAGGAAAGUUCUGGAACCCCAGUCAGUGACUUCCCCAUCAAGGAGAGCCAGUACACCUUUGCCCUGGAGGGCUCUGGGGUCAGCUUUUCAGACCUCUUCCGUCUGGUGGCCUUCUACUGCAUCAGCAGGGACGUGCUGCCGUUCCCCUUGAGGCUCCCAGAAGCCAUCGCUGCAGCCAAGACUCCCACAGACCUGGUGGCGGUGGCCCAGCUGGGAGCAGGGUUCUGGGACUCCACUCUGUGCAGCUGGUCUGAGACGUCGGGAACUCCGUUUGGCGUGUCAUUGGUGGAGAGCGUUCCCCGCCCCCAGCGGAGACAGAACUGGGACAGGCGCACGGCCUCCCUGCCGACCCUACGCACUCACGCCCCGUCCCAGCUGCAGUGCACCCAGUCCAACGGGGCUCUGUGCUUCAUCAACCCCCUCUUCCUCAAAGUGCACAGCCCCGAGGAGGGCCCCGGCUGUUCUCCCAGCCCUGAAAAGGAGGCGCCCCGCGCCCCCGGCAGCGACCCCCGCCGCGUUAACGCGGAGCACCCCAACGGCACCGCCCGCUCACCCCCGCCGCCACGGCCCCCGCCCCCCCCGCUCGCGUCCCACAGGCCAGCCAAUCAGAGGAGGAUGCCGGAGAAGGUGUCCUGGAUCAGGUACCCGCAGGAGCUCCACGGCUCCAGCAGCCCCACCGCUUCCCCGAACCCCCCCAAAAAGAUCAGCGCCCCCAUCCCGGUGCCGGCAGUGCGCGUGGUGCCAGACGCCCUGGAGGACCGGGUCAUCCAGCAGGCGCUGUCCCGGGCUGUGCAUCGCACACGGGGCCCAGCUCACGGCAGCCCCUCCCCCUCCAGCGCCCCCAGCCUGCAGCGGGACGUCCCGCUCCGGCCCCGCAGCGAGUCCGGCCAGCGGCUGAGCGACCUCAGCAUGUCCACCUCUUCCUCUGACUCUCUGGACUUCUCCCCCAGCGUGCUGCUGCAGGGGGUCAGCCCCACCCGCGCCGACAGCAGCGUGGAGGAGGAGGAGGAUGAGUACGAGGAAGAGGAGGAGGCGGAGGCCAUCGAGGGGGAGGGCGAGGAGUUCGGGGGCAGCAUGGAGAGUGACCCGGAGGUCUGCAGGACCCCGCCGUCCAAGUGGAAGAAGCGGCACAGCCCCGGGACCUUUGUCCUGCCGCGGGUGCUGAGGGGGCAGAUCCGGAAGAUGAGCGAGGUCUUCAGCUCCCUCAUGACGCCCGAAAAGCGAGCCCUGCGCCGAGUGUGGGAGCUGUCCCAGGACAAAGCCUCUGACUUCGGCUGCCUGGUACAGGGCUAUAUCAGCUUCCUGCAGGAGAACCAUGCCUGCCACACCUCCGGCCUGGACCUGCUGCAGACCCUGCGCCACUUCAUCACCCAGAUGAAGGUCUACCUGUGCCAGAGCUCGGAGCUGGACCCCCCCAUCGCGUCCCUCAUCCCUGAGGAACAGAUCGAUCAGGUCCUGGAGAAGGCCAUGCAUAAGUGUGUGCUGAAGCCCCUGAAGGGCAUGGUGGAGUCGGCUCUGCAGGAAUUCGAGGUGAGCAGCGGGGCGUGGAAGCAGCUCAAGGACAACCUGGCGCUGGCCAAGACCAAGCAGCCCCAGGAGCUAGGGGUGGACGGGGGCAUGCCCCCUGACCCCGUGGCCAUCGAGAAGAUCCGUCACAAGAUCCACACCAUGUGCAAGAUGUACUCCCCCGAGAAGAAGGUGUCCUGCCUGCUGCGGGUCUGCAAGAUGAUCUACACCAUCAUGGAGGACAACUCGGGGAGGAUGUACGGGGCCGAUGACUUCCUGCCCAUGCUGACCUAUGUGCUGGCUCAGUGCGACAUGCCGCAGCUGGACAUUGAGAUCCAGUACAUGAUGGAGCUCCUGGACCCCUCCCUGCUGCACGGCGAAGGUGGGUACUACCUGACCAGCGCGUACGGAGCCAUGUCACUCAUCAAGAACUUCCAGGAGGAGCAGGCGGCCGGCAUGCUGAGCUCGGAGACACGCAAUACCCUGCGGCAGUGGCACCGGCGACGCACCGCCCAGCGCUCCAUGCCCUCCAUCGACGACUUCCAGAACUUCCUUCGAGUGGCCCUGCAACGACACGACAACGGCUGCACUGCCAAGACCCUCCCCGUUCGCCCCCACUGCACCACCGAGGAGGUGUGCGCCCUCUGUGCGGACCGGUUUGGGGUGCAGGACCCCAAAAACCACGCCCUCUUCCUCCUCAUCGGGGAGACCAGCCAGCAGCUGGCCCCGGACACCUAUCCCCAGAAGAUCAAGGCCGAAAUCCACAGCCGUCCCCAGGUCCAGCCCUUCCACUUCGUAUACAAGAGGGUGCCCGGCCUGCCCGUGCCCACAGACCAGCUGAACGGGAACCACCCGUCAAACUGAGCUCCUGCGCCUCAGGAUGCAGUUAAAAGCAGCGAGUCCUCGAGGCUCGCAGUCCUGCGAAAAACCGCAGUGAGGUCUCAUAUCUGAGCCUUCCAUACGGAAAAGGCCUGCAUUGACAGGGCUGGCCUGAGGAAGGAGAGAGGAGGGGAGAAGAAAUGUCUGACAGCUGCAGGCUUCUGUUCUGACUCUUUUUAAUCCCCUGGAACCCGUGCUUGUGAGAGACACAUCGGGGGGGCGGAAAUUAGCCUGCACUUUUUUGCAGCCACAAAGCUUAUCUGUUACAGAUUUCCAUUGAGAGGGGCUGUUCAAAGCAGGCACGCCCGGGGCAGCUAAGCAGGGGUCCUUUAAUAUGUUCCUCAUCAGCUGCGGGCAGUGUUUCUGAUUAGGCCCCUCCACUGCAGGCCUAGUGCUGUCUGUUAGUGCUGAGAUAGAGAGUGUCCCUCUCUGGCAUCUCUCUGUCUGCUGUGCCUUAAAGAACUCUCUUUUUUUCACGAAUCCUGACCUAUGAAAGCAGGAACAGCAAGGACUUCAUGUAAAAAGACUGGAUCAAGGGGAAUUCUGGGACAUGUAGGCAUUGAAGUUCUUCCCACUGUCUCAAUAUUGUGUCGGACUCACUGGGAUCUCCUUGCUGUCAGAUCCCAAAUUAAGAAAUAUGGUGUCUCAUUUUUGCCAUGUGAAAAUGGCCAAGAAUAUUGUAUAUAACUAUACAGUAAUUAUAUAUUUUUAUUUAGGAAUCUGGAUGAUUUUUUA
Megalops cyprinoides (Indo-Pacific tarpon) is the source of this 3767-nucleotide messenger RNA. RefSeq names its product Ras and Rab interactor 2 (gene rin2). Gene Ontology annotation, biological process: signal transduction; vesicle-mediated transport. Gene Ontology annotation, cellular component: cytosol; endocytic vesicle. The record is from RefSeq and is a predicted model, not a curated record. Gene Ontology annotation, molecular function: guanyl-nucleotide exchange factor activity; small GTPase binding. NCBI's taxonomy places the organism in Eukaryota, Metazoa, Chordata, Actinopteri, Elopiformes, Megalopidae.